This is a messenger RNA of Callorhinchus milii (elephant shark), 3786 nucleotides long. Its product is annotated as RING finger and SPRY domain-containing protein 1. The transcript has 14 exons. NCBI's taxonomy places the organism in Eukaryota, Metazoa, Chordata, Chondrichthyes, Chimaeriformes, Callorhinchidae. The coding region runs from base 138 to 1721 and encodes 527 amino acids. Gene Ontology annotation, molecular function: ubiquitin-protein transferase activity; protein binding. Gene Ontology annotation, cellular component: cytoplasm. The record is from RefSeq and is a predicted model, not a curated record.
UCUGUCUCCCUGUCUGUGUCCCUGUCUGUGUCUCUGCACCAAAUGCCCGGGUUCCUCUCGGGCUGAAUAUCACACAAAGUGAAGUGUGAGUGAGUGAGUGUGUGAGUGAGUGUGUGAGUGAGUGAGUGUGGGGGGAUAUGGGCAACUCGUGUGUCAGUAAAUCGGAUCUGGAUGUAGACGAGAGGGCGCUUCCCUCCGCGGGAUCCGAGAGGCAGCAGAGAUUGAGAGAUCCCUUCAGACCCCCGAGGAGAGGGAGAGGUCCACACGAGCCCAGGAGGAAGAAGAAGACUGUGGACAACCUGAUCCUGGACACCCUGACCAUCAUCAGGACACUGGUGGACAAUGACCAGGAACCACCCUAUACAAUGAUGGUACUACAUGAACUGGCAGAAAAAGAUAGCGGCUGGCUGGAAGUGGUCCUUUCAUUGAUUAACGUCAUCCCUUUGGAAGACCCCCUGGGCCCUGCCGUAAUCACCUUAUUACUGGAUGAAUGCCCACUACCUACCAAAUCCGCUCUACAGAAGUUGAUGAAUACUCUGGGCCUGAAUGGUUUAGUAGCCAGGGAGGAUCCAGCCAAUCCAGCACGCCAUCGGAACACCGUCGCUGUACUGGGCUGCCUUGCUGAGAAGCUGUCAGGUCCCCCGAGUGUAAGUUUGUUGACACCAGAGACCCUGGACUAUCUGCUGGAGAACCUGAGUCUCCAGUCACAUCCAGCCACCAUGCUGUUUUCACUUAUUGCACUGGAAAAGUUUGGCCAAACAAGCGAGAACAAGAAAAUGAUCUGCCAGUCAAGAAUCUGUGACCAGCUGAAGCUGUUGGAAACGUGGGCCAAUCACAAGGAUUACCUAAAGAGACAAGUGGGAUUCUGUGCCCAGUGGUGUCUUGAUAAUCUCUUUGUGAAAGAAGGGCGAAUAUUUACAUAUGAGAGGGUGGAUCUCACCAGCAUUAAUGCCAUGUUGAAUAGCAAAGACGUCAGUGAAUACCUCAAGAUUUCAGCUGCUGGCCUUGAGGCACGUUGUGACGCCUCGUCAUUUGAGAGUGUUCGUUGCACAUACUGCGUCUAUUCUGGGGUCUGGUACUACGAGGUCACAGUCAUCACCUCUGGGGUCAUGCAGAUCGGAUGGGCUACAAAAGACAGCAAAUUUCUUACCCACGAAGGAUAUGGCAUUGGAGAUGAUGAGUACUCUUGUGCCUACGAUGGCUGUCGACAGUUGAUAUGGUACAACGCCAAAAGCAAGAUCCAUUUUCACUCCUGCUGGAAGGAGGGUGACACGGUUGGGUUUCUGUUGGAUCUGAAUAAGAAAGUUUUGAUAUUUUACUUGAAUGGACAGCCUCUCCCACCUGAAAAACAAGUGUUUUCUUCAGCAACGUCUGGCUUUUUUGCAGCUGGUAGUUUCAUGUCCUUUCAACAAUGCGAGUUCAACUUUGGAGCAAAGCCUUUCAGAUACUCUCCUCCUGUUAAAUUCUGCACCUUUAACCAGCAGGCAAAACUGGAAGCGAGCGAAAAGAUCAUACUACCCAGACACAAGCGACUGGCUUUGAUGCAGAAUAUCAGUAUUGCAGACAAUGCCUGCACCCUCUGCUGCAACGAUCCUGCCAACACUGAGUUAAGGCCAUGUGGACACAGAGAGAUUUGCAUGUCUUGUGCCUUGCAACUUCAGAUAUGCCCAAUGUGUCGUUCCGUUAUAAAGACUAGGAUUCGAAUCACCACAGCUGGCUGAGGGCCACUGCUUUUUCUUUUCAAGUGUUUCAGCGAUCUCCAUGGAAGGUUUAUAAAUCUAUUUUCAACAGCACUAACUUCACAACUGCAAUAUGCCAAAAGACCAGAAAGCUAUAUUCUUUGCAAAAAUAUUCACCACAAGUUAGCUUUUGUUAGUUUGUAACUGAUAAUGAUAAAUCUCAACUAAAUCUAAUUUACGAUGAUGUGAUUCCUGAAAUUUCAUUGUCAACAUUGGUUGAUCUUCGUACUUGUCCAUUGGUGUAAUGAUGCUGUUGCUAGAAAUUGGUACAAAUGCCACAAGAUCUUUAAGGCAUUUCAGUUUUAUAUUGAGAAGAGUUGAUGUAACUCAGGACAGGAAGCACCUGUGCACUUCUUAUGCUAAAUAACUAACCUUGUUGCAAUAAACGUUUUUGCAAAAAAAACAAUGAUAGACUAUCUGUCUUGAUAAGAUCAUCCUGACUAUUCAAAUGACAUUAUUCCAGAGAACAUAUCUCAGACAGGUAACAUCAUAUGGCUUCAAAUGGAUGAUAGCACCUCAGAAGAACUAACUCCCACUGGACAAUGUCCCUUUAAUUAUAAUUUUUCAGCAUUACAUCUAAAGGGGUUUAUUCUUGGGGUCAAAUCCCAUGAUAAGCACAUAUUACAAAGGGUGAAUACAUUUACCAAGCUGACAUUUGGCUCUGUCUCUAAUUUAUAUCAAAUAUCCAUCUCAAAGGUCAAUCACAACAUUCUCAAGCCUCCCUGAAAUCUGCCUGUGUGGUCACAUGUGGCCCUGUAUUUUCACUGUCCCCUGAUAGUUACAUUGGCUCCCUGGCUCUCAGGAACGUGUAGCCGUCAAACUCAGGCUCCACCACACAAGUGGAGGGUUGACAAUGAUUGAAUUCCAGGCUUCCUGAUCUAAAUGGGAACAUCUCGAUCACCUAAGUCACGGCAAGGAGAAAGGCCUCUUGACCUAUAUAUCAGGAAUAGAUCAUAAGAUAGGUUCAGAAGAAGAAACCCUUCAGCCCAUUUGAUCACAUCCUUCCAGAAUGCCAAACCUACUAUCUUCCCAAUAGAGUAUCAAACUAUUUCUGAAUUUGGUACAGUCCUAGCCUCAACCACCAUUCCUGGUAACCAUUUCCAGCUGUUAAUGACCCUUUGUGUGAAAAAUAUGCUAUCUGUCAUAAUGAUCUGGACUAACAACUCAAUGGCAACUGAGACUACUCACCCAUCCAGAUUAAACUAUUGCCACUAUGAUGUUGGUUUUCAAAGGGAUAAAUUAGAGUUGUAAUCAUGCGUUAUAAAGGAAGGCACAGAACUAUACUACAGUCCCUAUCUAUAGCCCAGACAAGGACGUUUUGAUUUCUAUAUCCUUUUAUUAAAGGUAGGAUGUUCACCUGCUAUAAGUUCACCUGCUCAGUACCCACCGUAUGAUCCAAUUGGAAUAGGUUAUAAAUUAAAUUUGGAAAAACUGAAAGAUAAAAUAUCAUGAAAUUGAGAUAAAGGUGUUUUUCAUUGGGUACAUGAGGCUAUUAUCUCUCCGUCAUGUAACCAGCCUGUGACAUGAAGCAUUGCUGAGAAGGAAUUUCUCAACUUGAUAAGAACUGGUCUACAACUGAGGCAAUAUUAAUACAAAUACGAUAAAGUUACAUUUGUGUAGCGCCUUUCAUGUUGGGAGGAUGUCUCAAGGUGCUAAUAUUAAGGUAUAACUGGGUCAAUAUCUAGAACCGGGAUAGUGAGUUUAGACCAAACAUUUAUUUUUGCUAUUGUACAUACCGUACCGACAGUUUUUAUUAAAAAUCUACCUUUUUUUUACAAAUAUUCCCAAAAUAGAAACAACAAUAUUUACAACAGUACUUUGUCCUUAGUGGCACCAAAGCCUGCUAUAAGGCGGUAAGAUGAAACAACCCAAAGCAUGGAUUGUACGUGACAGAAGAACUUGGAGGAUACUAGUUGUGAGAGCUCCUCUCUCAAACUUGGGCACGAGCAAGAAGUCCCAGAAAGAGUUUUUGAUACUGCACACACACAAAAUACCCUGAUUCAACAUUCUAAGUUUAAGUCAAAUUGAGUUAUGGUUUCCUCCUUCA